AACUUAAAAUCCUUUUGUGUGAGGAUUCUGAGGUGUGGUUGACAAAAUGGGUUACAUCCAACCUCUGUUGAUAGAGAAAGGUUUUGAUUUUCAUUAUAGAUUUAUGGGUUUUUACAUUGAAACAAAUGCAAAAGCAUUACUAUUUAUGAGCAUCCAACCAAUAAAGAAUCUCAGAUUUCAGAGCUUAUAUUGCUGGUGAAAGAAGACGAAACAGUGAAAAAACAAAAACAAUUUCCCUUCAAAAUGGCAAAAUCCCUUUUCCUCUUCUUCUUCCUCUUUUCCAUCAUUUUUCCACUUGUUUUCCUUCAAACCCAUUUCUCAUUUUGCGAUGCCAUUCUUGAUCUUAGAUCUUUUAAGGGUAGUGAAAUGGAUGUAAUGGCAAAAGGGGUUUGCAAUCAGAAGAUCGGUGAGUGUUUGACUGACCCAGAAAUGGAAUCAGAAAUCAGUAGAAGAGUUCUGAUGAUGCAGAAGAAGUAUAUAAGCUAUGAUACACUUAGAAGGGACAUGGUUCCUUGUUCAAGACCAGGUGUUUCGUAUUAUGAAUGUCAUCCUGGUCCAGCAAAUUCCUAUGACAGAGGCUGUGAAGUCAUUACUAGAUGUGCCAGAGAUGUUCAUGACAUAAACACUUGAUGAUGAUAAUGAUGAUGAUGGAUGGAUGGGAUGCCACUGCUUGUUGGCAGCCGUUCAACUUUUGUGCCCAGAAGCAGAUAUCAACUACAGGUUGUUGUUCAUUGAGAUCGUCAAAUCAAGCAAGGAAAUUUAUGUGCUUUUGUAAAAAGUAGUGUUGAAUCUUAUUAUGAUAACUUGAACAGUUGUUGCUAUUAGUAAAUGGGAAUUGCUUUUGAACACCACACAUUGUACCACAGAGCUUCUGGAUCAUAGAGAAGAAUUUGACCAUCUUGCUAAAUUCACAAA
This is a messenger RNA of Cucumis melo (muskmelon), 915 nucleotides long. Its product is annotated as protein RALF-like 24. The transcript is spliced from 2 exons. The record is from RefSeq and is a predicted model, not a curated record. The coding region runs from base 244 to 630 and encodes 128 amino acids. Lineage: Eukaryota; Viridiplantae; Streptophyta; Magnoliopsida; Cucurbitales; Cucurbitaceae.